Beta vulgaris subsp. vulgaris (sugar beet) is the source of this 1720-nucleotide messenger RNA. RefSeq lists its product as uncharacterized. The coding region runs from base 194 to 1429 and encodes 411 amino acids. The record is from RefSeq and is a predicted model, not a curated record. Gene Ontology annotation, molecular function: cysteine-type deubiquitinase activity; metallopeptidase activity; polyubiquitin modification-dependent protein binding. NCBI's taxonomy places the organism in Eukaryota, Viridiplantae, Streptophyta, Magnoliopsida, Caryophyllales, Amaranthaceae. The transcript is spliced from 10 exons. Gene Ontology annotation, cellular component: BRISC complex; BRCA1-A complex. Gene Ontology annotation, biological process: double-strand break repair.
UUUUUUUUGGGCAACCUCAACAAUGGUUCCAUUUACCAACAAAUCCCCAAACGGCCAAAAUCCCACUUCCUUAACAACUCAAACACGAUUUAACUUGACCUGAAAAAAUUCCCAUUAAAUCUCCUGAGAAGUGCAUACAUAUUACAUAGUGAAGGAGAAAGCAUCAAUUUAUCAGAGAGAAAGAUUGAGAAAAAUGUCACUAACAAGCGUAAAAAUGUCGGAAGAGGUGUGGUUAACCUGCGUCACCCACGCUUUUUCUACCGAGACAGAAGAGAUCAUGGGUCUUCUUCUCGGAGACAUUGAGUGCUCAAGAAAUGGAAAUUCGACUGCUUUGAUAUGGGGUGCAUCACCCCAGACGCGGUCAGAUAGGAGAAAGGACAGAGUGGAGACCAAUCCUGAACAGUUGGCUGCGGCUUCAGCUUUGGCAGAUAGAAUGAGCGCUUCAACUGGAAGAAGAACAAGAGUGAUUGGAUGGUAUCAUUCUCAUCCUCAUAUAACUGUCCUUCCAUCCCAUGUUGAUGUGCGUACUCAGGCAAUGUAUCAGCUUCUAGAUUCAGGAUUUAUCGGGCUCAUAUUUUCAUGUUUUAAUGAAGAUGCCUUCAAGGUUGGAAAAAUUCAAGUCAUUGCCUUCCAGUCCUUGGAUGGGAAACAGAGCUACAUGUCAAGACCUGUCACUCUAUCUCCUGUACAUAAAAAUAACAUCAUAGAUGUUGAAUCAUCUUUGAGUUCUGAUGAUGCAUCGAGAUUGGGUUCUGGAAAGGGUGAAAAACCUGAGCAAGACACGGGCGAUUCAAAAACUGCUGUAGUUAAGGGGAGUGAUAUAAUAAUAGAGGGAAAGUUUCACCCCGACAAUGCUGGUAAUGCUUUUGGUGACAUUGAUCCUAUGGAUAUGUCUGAUGGUAUACAGGAAGCAAUGCACCGCUCUCAUUUGGAGAUGAGUGGUGCAGAAUAUAUCCGUAAAGAAAUCCCUCUCUAUGUUCUUCCUGCAUCGUCCCUUUUCGAGCUCGAUUCACCUUUGGCCUCCUUUACGGAUUUGCAGCGUGUGCUAUAUGAAGAGGAGAAGGCUGCUUAUAACCAAGCCAUAUCCCAGAAUAUCAGAGAUGGCAAGGUGCAUCCACUUACUUUCAUUCAUCAUACAUCAACAUAUCAGGCUUCAAUGUGCAAGUUGAUGGAGUACUGUCUGACUCCUGCUAUAGAGGCUCUUGAAGAUCGUCUACGAGAAAAUGAACUUCGGUUAGGGAUGUUGACUGAAGAAGCAAAAAUCUUGGAGGCCGAGGCCUCCAGAGGAAGUGAGGGAACUAUGGGAUCUCCUCUUCGAGUUGAUGGGUAUCGAGGCAGUCCUGUUCGUGCUCAAAGUUUUGGGGAAUCGAAAAAUAUAAGAAGUCCUGCUCCUGCUAGUCCAAGUAGCAGGAGUAGGAAAGGACUUUGAUAGAAUUCCUCUGUGAAGUUGCUGAGCUGUCCGGGUUCUGCUAUCCAAUCGGCUGCUGCGGUGCUUUGAUUUUGGAAAUGAUGUAUGCACAAGAAAGGUUUCGGAUUAACGCCUCCUGCCUAGAUUUGUGGACCAUGGGAUGAAUUUCACUAUCAUACUUCCCCAAUUUUGUGGCAUGUGGCUUUCGGAAGUAGUACUCUGUAGCAAGGUUGUAUCAUAAUUCAUAUGAUAGAUGUCUUGUAAAUGUUGAUGAUCUAGGAAUGAAUGCAAAAUGCAAUUGGUUUUAUUGAA